AUGGAGGUAGAGGUUGUAACCUAUAAAUAUCUCAUCAAUGAAGAGGAAAUUUGUAAACCUUUUCCAGGCAAAAUUUUUCUGUUAAUAGCAAUUCCUUCAAGAACGUCUGAGUUUGAAGAAAGACAAGCUGUGCGGCAAACCUGGGGUUCUUUAGCUGUGAGUAAUAAAGAAAUACGAUUGGUUUUUAUGUUGGGAUAUCGUCCGGAGAUACACAGUCAUGAUUUAAAGACUGAAAGUGAAAAAUACCACGAUAUUAUUCAAGAGGAUUUUUACGAUAGUUACCGUAAUCUCAGUAUUAAAUCUGAAGCCAUUCUUCGUUUCGCCAACACGUUUUGUUCUGGUGUAAAAUACGUACUAAAAGUUGAUGUGGAUAUUUUUAUGAACCUGCCGGCAUUGAUCGCGGAUUUACUUUACUGA
Molecule: messenger RNA, 417 nt
Organism: Patella vulgata (common limpet)
Lineage: Eukaryota; Metazoa; Mollusca; Gastropoda; Patellidae
Product: beta-1,3-galactosyltransferase 1-like
Exons: 3
Coding region: 1-417 (138 amino acids)
Cellular component (GO): membrane
Molecular function (GO): hexosyltransferase activity
Source: RefSeq, a predicted model, not a curated record